UUUUGUAUCGAUACUUUCACAGCUCUAACGCAUGUGUAGACAAUUUGUCUGAAUUUAUUCUAUUGAUACAAUUUAUCAUUCUUAUUUCAUUGUGGCAAGUUGAUCGUCAAAAUAGAUCCAUUGGCGUAUGUUGCGGGCGUGAGCAACGCAAAUAAAAGCGUUUGCCUAAGCUCAGGAGAAAAAGGUGUUGUUGCUAGAGAUCUUAGGAAUAAAUCGUUUUCGAAUGCAGACGUGGGUUUAUUCACAAGCCACCAUCAACUAGUGUUUCAUGCAGAGACGGAAGCCAUGUCAGGUGAUCAGAAAAUAUUGUUAAAAGGUCAUUCUUCGCAGUAUGUAAAAAUAAAUGUUGGUGGUCGUCUUUAUUACACCACAAUUGGAACACUUACCAAAAAUAACGACACAAUGUUGAGCGCAAUGUUCAGCGGUAGAAUGGAGGUUCUAACUGAUUCUGAAGGAUGGAUUUUGAUCGACCGCUGUGGAAAUCAUUUUGGGGUUAUACUCAAUUUUUUAAGGGAUGGCACUGUUCCGUUGCCCGAAACUAACAAGGAAAUCGCUGAAUUACUCGCCGAAGCCAAAUACUACUGCAUCACAGAGCUAGCUAUGUCCUGUGAAAGGGCUUUAUUUGCGCACCAGGAACCCAAGCCUAUUUGUCGCAUUCCACUGAUAACUUCGCAAAAGGAGGAACAACUUUUAAUAAGUGUAUCUUUAAAGCCUGCAGUUAUUCUUGUGGUGCAGCGGCAGAAUAACAAGUAUUCGUACACAAGUACAUCAGAUGACAACUUACUUAAAAACAUUGAACUUUUCGAUAAGCUAUCGUUGCGUUUUAAUGAACGAAUUUUGUUUAUUAAAGACGUAAUCGGUCCAAGCGAAAUUUGCUGCUGGUCAUUUUACGGACACGGGAAAAAAGUAGCUGAAGUGUGUUGCACUUCAAUAGUUUAUGCAACUGAUAGAAAACAUACUAAAGUUGAAUUUCCGGAAGCACGCAUUUACGAAGAAACCCUCCAGGUAUUGCUUUAUGAAAAUCGAAACGCUCCUGAUCAAGAGCUUAUGCAGGCAACGUCUUCAGCACGAGUUGGGAGUGUCAAUGGCACAAACAUUCAUCAGUAUACCAGCGACGAGGAGGAAGAGCGUACUGGGCUGGCACGAUUGCGGUCUAAUAAACGAAAUAACCCGUCAUAGUUUAAGUAUAGUAUGCUACUUGACUAUUUUGAUUUUCCCGAAAAUUAACGUUAAAAUCGGUUGACGUUGGAUUUAUUAUAGUAUUAAAAUAAAAAUUACGUUUUCGAAAAAAACAAA
Messenger RNA from Drosophila ficusphila, 1296 nucleotides. RefSeq names its product BTB/POZ domain-containing adapter for CUL3-mediated RhoA degradation protein 3. The transcript is spliced from 2 exons. Gene Ontology annotation, molecular function: protein binding. The coding region runs from base 286 to 1179 and encodes 297 amino acids. Gene Ontology annotation, biological process: protein homooligomerization. The record is from RefSeq and is a predicted model, not a curated record. NCBI's taxonomy places the organism in Eukaryota, Metazoa, Arthropoda, Insecta, Diptera, Drosophilidae.